AUGACAGUCGGAACAUUAUACGCUUGGACCAAUGCUAGAGGGAUGCUGCCUCGUGGGCUAGUUGAAUGGCUCAAAAUUGACAUGGAUGUCGCCAACCCAAGCGACAACGUUGAAGAGUUCAAAAAGCUGUUUCCCUUAGGGAAGAACCCAGCUUUUCUAGGCAAGGAUGGCUUCGAGUUGACCGAGGUGAUUGCGAUUGUGUACUAUUUGGUCAGUUUGAAGGGUGACGCGGAGCUCGAAAGAUCGCUUUACGGAGAAACUUUGGAGGAGCGCUCCCAGGUUUUGAGACUUUUGUCAUUUACAAACAGCGAGCUAGCCCCAAGCGUCGCUGCGAUUGUGAUGGCUGCUAGAACUAAUGCCAGCGCCGAGACCUACAACGGAAAAUUGUCUCAGUGCCUUGCGACCUUCGGACUUUUGGAAAAGUAUCUAUCCCAGCAUGAAUUUUUGGUGAAGGAUCAAAUUACGAUCGCCGAUUUGUUUGCUGCGUCCAUGUGUGGCACGGUAUUCGGUUUUGCUCUCGGAAAGGACAAGUUUGGCGGUCUAACCAAGCUGCAGCAGUGGCUUCCCAAAGUUAUCGAACACCCGGCGCUCAAGGGCCGACUAGACCCCGCAAACUUCAAGGAGAAAACCAUCGUCGCUAAUCCAGAGUGA
Molecule: messenger RNA, 651 nt
Organism: Lachancea meyersii CBS 8951
Lineage: Eukaryota; Fungi; Ascomycota; Saccharomycetes; Saccharomycetales; Saccharomycetaceae
Source: the annotation of a GenBank genome assembly